AUGAUGAAAGACAAACACCUGGUGCGUCACCUGGACGCCUGUGAGACCAUGGGCAACGCUACGGCCAUCUGCUCGGACAAGACGGGCACGCUGACCAUGAACCGCAUGACGGUGGUGCAGGCCUAUGUGGCCGACAAGCACUACCGCAACGUGCUGAUGCCCAGCUCAUCUCCGCCCAUCAUGGAACUGUCCUGGGCAUCAGCGUCAACAGCCUACACCACCAACAUUAUGUCUCCGGAGAAGGAAGGAGGUCUGCCGCGCCAGGUGGGCAACAAAACCGAAUGUGCCUUGCUGGGCUUCGCUAAUGACCUGAAGCGUGACUACCAGGCCAUCCGCAACGAUCCUGAGGAGAAGCUCUACAAGGUCUACUUCAACUCCUGCAGGAAGUCCAUGAGCACCGUGCUGAAGAACGCCGACGGGAGCUUCCGCAUGUUCAGCAAGGGAGCCUCCGAGAUCCUCCUCAAGAAGUGUUCUAAGCUUCUGACAGCGAGCGGCGAGACCAAGGUGUUUCGUCCCCGGGACAGAGAGGACAUGGUGAAGAAGGUGAUUGAGCCCAUGGCCUCAGAGGGCCUGCGCACCAUCUGCCUGGCCUACCGCGACUUCCCUGUCUCGGAGGGCGAGCCUGACUGGGACCAGGAGAACYACAUCCUCACCAGCCUGACCUGUGUAUGUGUGGUGGGCAUCGAGGACCCAGUCAGACCCGAGGUCCCGGACGCCAUCAAGAAAUGUCAGCGUGCCGGGAUCACGGUACGCAUGGUAACCGGGGACAACAUCAACACGGCCCGCGCCAUCGCCUCCAAGUGUGGCAUCCUGCAGCCCGGAGACGAGUUCCUGUGCAUGGAAGGCAAGGAGUUCAACCGACGGAUCCGCAACGAGAAGGGAGAGAUUGAACAAGAGCGCAUUGAUAAGAUCUGGCCAAAACUCAGAGUACUUGCACGAUCCUCACCCACCGACAAGCACACAUUAGUCAAAGGUAUCAUCGACAGUACGGUCUUAGAACAGAGGCAGGUAGUAGCAGUCACAGGAGACGGCACCAACGACGGGCCCGCCUUGAAGAAAGCUGAUGUCGGCUUCGCCAUGGGUAUCGCCGGCACAGACGUGGCCAAGGAGGCAUCUGACAUCAUCCUGACGGACGACAAUUUCAGCAGCAUCGUCAAGGCAGUGAUGUGGGGCCGCAACGUCUACGACAGCAUCUCCAAGUUCCUCCAGUUCCAGCUCACCGUUAACGUAGUGGCCGUCAUCGUGGCCUUCACCGGCGCCUGCAUCACGCAGGACUCUCCUCUGAAAGCUGUCCAGAUGCUGUGGGUGAACCUGAUCAUGGACACUUUUGCCUCCCUGGCCCUGGCCACUGAGCCCCCCACUGAGUCUCUACUGCUGAGGAAGCCGUACGGCCGCAACAAGCCCCUCAUCUCCCGCACCAUGAUGAAGAACAUCCUUGGCCACGGAGUCUACCAGCUCAUCCUCAUCUUCACYCUGCUCUUCGUAGGUGAGCAGAUCUUUGACAUCGAGGGGCGGUACGCACCCCUCCACUCGCCUCCCUCAGAGCACUACACCAUUAUUUUCAACACCUUCGUCCUCCUGCAGCUCUUCAACGAGAUCAACGCCAGAAAGAUCCACGGCGAGCGAAACGUCUUCGACGGCAUCUUCAACAACCUCAUCUUCUGCUCCAUCGUCUUUGGCACCUUUAUCAUCCAGAUAGUCAUAGUGCAGUGGGGAGGCAAACCUUUCAGCUGCGUGGGCCUGAGCAUCGACCAGUGGCUAUGGUGCACCUUUCUGGGCUUUAGCAGUCUCCUCUGGGGUCAGCUGAUCUCAUCCAUCCCCACCAAAAGUCUGAGGUUCCUGAAGUCUGCCGGCCACGGCACCCAGAGGCAGGAGAUCCCUGACGAGGAGCUGGAGGACAUGGAAGAAAUGGAGGAGAUCGACCAUGCCGAGCGCGAGCUGCGCCGUGGACAGAUCCUCUGGUUCAGGGGCCUCAACCGCAUCCAGACUCAGAUGGAUGUAGUGAGUGCCUUCCAGAGCGGAAGCUCCUUUCAGGAGCGCCAGCUAAGGCGGCAGCCCUCCACCUCCAGCCAACAACAGCACGAUAUUCGGGUGGUGAAUGCAUUCCGCAGCUCCCUGUCCCCCUAUGAGGGGCUGGAGAAGCCAGAGUCACGCAGCUCCAUCCACAACUUCAUGACCCACCCAGAGUUCAGGAUAGAGGACUCGGAGCCCUCCAUCCCCCUCAUCGACGACACCGACGCCGAGGACGAUGCCCCCACCAAGCGCAACUCCGCKUCCCCCCGCAACGUCACGCCUACCCCUCCUUCCCCGUCACUCUCGCCGACGCCCUCGCCCAACCAGAACAAUAAUGCAGUGGAGAGCGGCGGCAACAACCACCUCUACGUGGAGGGCAACAAGGCAGCAGGGACCCCCUCGGCCCCAGGGAGCCCCUUACACAGCCUGGAGACCUCCCUCUGAUUCUGAGCCAACCCUCAGCCACUACUAUUACCACCACAGCCACUUUUCUACCCACGACGAGGAGCUCGCCUCGGAGGAGGAGCGAUGGCAGAGGAGAAGAGGAAAGAAGGGGUAGAAGGGAGAGUCUUCUGUAAGCUURGAGCUUGUGCUGGACUGAAACGAGCAAACAUUCUCGAAUGUAGGGUUUGGUUUUGAUUUUUUUAUUUAAUUAGAAUUUAUUUUUGUUCUUAAAAAUACCCCUCUGGCAACGCGAGGGCUUCUUUUGUCUCCACCCCUCCCUCAUUGAUAACUUUUAAGUUGUUCUCGGUGCAAGAGGGGUGAAUAUAGACUCAGAUUGAAAGUGACCUGUUUUUUUAAUUGAUAUUAUUUUAAUGUGGGGGGUCCUCCUCCUGGCUUGAAGAUCAGCUGUAAGAAAUGAAAGACGACUUUUAGCUUCUCUUUAUCUGAAUGGUGGUGAUAUUUAUUGUCUUUGGCCCUUGCUCAUUCAGAAACUUUUUUUCUGCUCCAUUGCUUU
Salvelinus sp. IW2-2015 is the source of this 2971-nucleotide messenger RNA. The record is from RefSeq and is a predicted model, not a curated record. Lineage: Eukaryota; Metazoa; Chordata; Actinopteri; Salmoniformes; Salmonidae.